Cladophialophora yegresii CBS 114405 is the source of this 1494-nucleotide messenger RNA. Its product is annotated as 2-methylcitrate dehydratase. NCBI's taxonomy places the organism in Eukaryota, Fungi, Ascomycota, Eurotiomycetes, Chaetothyriales, Herpotrichiellaceae. The coding region runs from base 1 to 1494 and encodes 497 amino acids. Gene Ontology annotation, cellular component: mitochondrion. The record is from RefSeq and is a predicted model, not a curated record. The transcript has a single exon. Gene Ontology annotation, molecular function: 2 iron, 2 sulfur cluster binding; 2-methylcitrate dehydratase activity.
AUGGCCUCCUCGCACCCCUCAAACGCCCCUGCUCAAGAAUACGAUCCCGAGAUCCUCGACAUUGCCUCGUACGUACACAACUACAAGAUCAACUCGGACGUCGCCCUCGAUACAUCCCGCUACAUUCUCCUCGAUACCAUCGGCUGCGGCCUGGAGGCCCUGCGCUUCCCACAAUGCACUGCUCUCCUCGGUCCAGUCGUCCCCGGUGCAAGUGUCGCCAAUGGCACCCGCGUGCCCGGUACUCCCUUCGAAUUAGAUCCUGUUAACGGCGCUUUCAAUAUCGGUGCUAUGAUCAGGUGGUUGGACUACAAUGACUGCUGGCUGGCUGCCGAGUGGGGCCAUCCUUCAGACAACCUUGGUGCUAUUCUUGCCGUUACAGACUGGAUUGCCCGGACGAACAGAGCUGGCGGGAAUGUAGCUGGCGGCAAGAUUCCCACGAUCCGGGACGUUAUGGAGGCCAUGAUUAAAGCCCAUGAGAUCCAGGGCUGCUUGGCCCUGGAGAACUCGUUCAACCGAGUCGGUCUGGAUCACGUCCUCCUCGUCAAAGUUGCUUCCGCAGCAGUCGUCAGCAAACUGCUGGGACUCAACGAGGGCCAGACCGCUGCCGCUGUCUCUCAGGCGUUCGUCGAUGGCCAGAGCCUGCGGACAUACCGACAUUCACCCAAUACCAUGUCUCGCAAGUCAUGGGCUGCCGGAGAUGCCUGCCAAAGAGCUGUGAACCUCGCUUUCAAGGUCCAGCAGGGUCAAGCCGGUAUUCCCACGGUGCUGUCUGCUCCGGUCUGGGGCUUUUACGAUGUCCUCUUCAAGGGCAAGAAGUUCGACUUCCAACGACCAUAUGGCGAAUAUGUCAUGGAGAACGUCCUGUUCAAGGUCUCAUACCCGGCUGAAUUCCACUCGCAGACGGCCGUUGAGGCCGCUCAGAAAAUAUACAAGAUUCUCGCCGACAUGGACAAAUCGGCCAAGGAUAUCAAAGAGAUCACGAACCGGACGCACGAAGCGUGCAUUCGGAUCAUCGACAAGCAAUUUAAGCCUAUGGACAACUUUGCUGACCGAGAUCACUGUGUCCAGUACAUGGUUGCUACAAUGCUGUGUUUCAACCGCUUGGAAGCCACUGACUACCUUGAUGGCGGUGAGGCUGCUACCUCUCCCCUGGUUGAGGAUCUGCGAAAGAGGAUCAAGUGUGUUGAGGAUCCUCAAUUCACCAAGGACUACCAUGACCCUGCACUGAGAACCAUCUCAAAUGCUCUGACAGUAACCUUGAACGAUGGCACCGUGCUGGAUGAAGUGGUUGUGGAGGCACCACUUGGUCACCGUCUGAGAAGGGACGAGGCCAAGCCCGAGAUUCUGGCGAAGUACAAGAGACAUUUGAGCCACCACUUCGAUGAUGCCCAGAUCAAGGACUUUGUCGCCUUGGGAACAGAUGCUUCCAAGCUGGAUUCCAUGGAGGUUGACAAGUAUAUGGACCUCUACGCCAAGGACAAGAUGAAUUGGUAG